AGUGUUGAAAUUCUAUGUUAUUUCUUUUUCUCAGUGCACGUGCAACCAGCAGCACUGAAAACGUAAAUACUGUUAGUAUUUUGUGAAAAUUGAGUGAAAAUCAUCCUGCAAGAUGAGUUUGUACAAUUUCAAGAAAAUAAUGGUGGUUCCGCCAGCAAAGGACUUUAUCGAUAUAAUGCUGUCCAAGACACAGCGAAAGACCCCCACGGUAGUCCACAAGGGGUACAAAAUCUCCCGGAUAAGGAGUUUCUACAUGCGAAAGGUGAAAUACACCCAGCAAAAUAUGCAUGACAGACUCUCCCAAAUCAUCCAGGAUUUCCCCAAAUUGGACGACGUCCAUCCCUUCUACGCUGAUCUCAUGAAUGUCCUGUACGACAAGGAUCACUACAAGUUGGCUCUUGGUCAGCUGAAUAUGGCCAGGCAUCUCGUGGACAACGUGGCCAAGGACUAUGUGAGACUGCUGAAGUACGGAGAUUCUCUGUACAGGUGCAAGCAGCUGAAGAAGGCUGCUUUGGGGCGAAUGGCAACGAUAAUCAAGCGUCAGGCUUCGAAUUUGGCGUAUCUGGAGGAAGUUCGUCAGCAUCUCUCUCGUUUACCCUCAAUUGAUCCCUACAAUCGCACAAUCCUCCUCUGUGGCUUCCCAAAUGUCGGCAAGAGCAGCUUCAUUAACAAAAUCACCCGGGCGGAUGUAGAAGUGCAGCCCUAUGCCUUCACCACGAAAAGCUUGUACGUUGGUCACACGGAUUACAAAUACUUGCGCUGGCAGGUUCUGGACACGCCCGGAAUCCUCGAUCAUCCUCUGGAGGAGAGAAAUGUGAUUGAGAUGCAAGCCAUCACGGCCCUGGCGCAUCUCAGGGCUUGCAUUCUCUACGUCAUGGACAUUUCCGAGGACUGCGGCCACACUCUAGCUGAGCAGAUGAAACUCUUUGAGAGCAUCAAACCGUUGUUCACCAAUAAACCCUUGAUUGUUGUCCUUAACAAAGUGGACAUUGUUAAGCCUGAGGAGUUGGAUGGUGAUCGUCAGAAUGUGCUCAAGAGACUGCAGGAAGUGGCACCGGAAGUGCCAGUGAUGCAAAUGUCAACAUUGGCUGAGGAGGGAGUGAUUGAGGUGAAGAAUGAAGCUUGUGAGCGUUUGCUGUCGUAUCGGGUUGAGAAUAAGGUGCGUUCCAAGAAAGUUGACACAAUUCUCAAUCGUCUGCAUGUGGCAAUGCCCAAGGAACGUGAUGCCAAGGAACGGCCUCCUUUCAUACCAGAAUCCGUGCAAGUGAAGAAGAUUAUUGCGGCGGAGAAGAGGAAGAGGAAACUGGAGAAGGAUCUCGAGGAGGAGCUUCAGGAGGAUUACACGUUGGAUUUGAAGAAGAAUUAUGCGGAAAUUGAUGAAGAGGAGCGUUAUGAUAAUAUUCCAGAAUUCUGGGAUGGACACAAUAUUGCCGAUUACAUUGAUCCGGAUAUCUUUGAGAAGUUGGAAGAGUUGGAGCGUGAGGAGGGAUUGCGUAUGGAGGCUGGAUUCUAUGAGCCACCGCAGCUCAAUUUGGAUGCAACUCUGAAGGAGAUCAGGGAAUUGGCUAAGCAGAUUCGGUACAAGAAAUUCCUCCUGAGGGAUGCCCGACGAUUGGAUGGGAAGAAGAAACGACCGACAAUUCCGAGGAAUAAACAGCCCAAAAUCCGGGAAAGAAGCGUGGCUGGACUUAGGAAUCAGAUGGAGAGCCUGGGAGUGGAUAUGUCAGGGACUGAAGAUGCUAACUUUACCAAGAGCGUCGUCAGUCUCAAGAGGCAUUCGGCUCUGACGGCGUCUGGGGAGAGGAGAAAGGGCAAAUUGGACAAGGAACAAUCAGCCAUCUGCAAGGCCACAGGGAAGCCACUCAAGAGGGCUCCGUCGAGAAAUGAAUUGGGCGUCAAAAAUAAGAUUAUGAAGAAGAAGGGUGAGCUUAUGGCCAGGAAGGCCAUUUCUCUGAAGGUCAAGAAGAUGGGACUCAAGGGCGAAGCUGAUCGGUUCAUUGGUGACAAGAAGCCCAAGCAUCUUUUCUCCGGAAAACGCGGUGUUGGUGGAACUGACAGACGCUAAAAUCUUCCUCAAAAUGUUAAAUAAUUUCUUGAAAAUAAAACAAUAUUUUUCACUCAAA
Messenger RNA from Phlebotomus papatasi, 2123 nucleotides. It is a transcript of the gene Non1, whose product is annotated as nucleolar GTP-binding protein 1. NCBI's taxonomy places the organism in Eukaryota, Metazoa, Arthropoda, Insecta, Diptera, Psychodidae. Gene Ontology annotation, biological process: ribosomal large subunit biogenesis. Bases 113 to 2065 code for a protein of 650 amino acids. The record is from RefSeq and is a predicted model, not a curated record. Gene Ontology annotation, molecular function: GTPase activity; GTP binding; RNA binding. Gene Ontology annotation, cellular component: nucleolus. The transcript has 5 exons.